Molecule: messenger RNA, 3299 nt
Organism: Schistosoma bovis
Lineage: Eukaryota; Metazoa; Platyhelminthes; Trematoda; Strigeidida; Schistosomatidae
Source: the annotation of a GenBank genome assembly
CAUAUGCCUAUAACAGACUGAUCAAUUUCAGUUUUAAACGUCAAUGGGAAGAUACAAGCCAAAUAAUACCAAGUGAAUUAUAUUAUCAUUCCGCUAAUAGGACUAUUAAUAUAAAAUGAAAGUAAAUAAUACGCAUUUUCUUGGGAAAAGGGAUACUUUUAGUUAAAUAAUUUAUAACCGCAGGUAGUUUGUAUUAGAAAUCUCUAAUUUAUAAUUAAAUGGAUAUAUGAAAAAUAUUUGUUAAAUAAAAAGUCUAAUAUGAAUGUCAGAAAGGGUUUUUGUGGAUAUUUUAAUAAUUUAAUAGUUAAAUUCAUGAGUCAAUCAAAGCUACACUACCAUGGAAACCCUGAGACUCCUCAGCAGUGUGCAUUCACGAUCCCACUCGUGUAAUUCGAACCCAAGACCUAUCGGUCUCGUGCGCCAACGCUUAACCUCUAGAUCACUGAGUCGGCAUUGAAUCCGGCGAGUGGGAUCGUGGAUGCGCACUGCCGAAGAGUCCUGUACUUAGACAAAACGGCAGUCCAGUGUUUCAAGGUUUUCCAUGGUGGUUUAGCUUUAAUUGAUUCAUGAAUUUAACUAUUAAUAUUAAUGUACCUAUGAUAGAUAUCGUUGGAGUAUGAACUUUAAUGAUUGAAAAAUUAUGAAUAAAUACCUCAACUAUUGAGUCAGAAUAUUUUGGUUUGAAUAUAGUGUGAAUGAAGUAAUAGAUAAGUUACAGAAUACGCUAUGAAACAAUGGUUCUCCACUCAAUUCCCUAAAAAGGUAUGCGUUUGGACCGAAGAAGAGGUAAACAGCUGACAAUGAUUACCUCAUUUUAAAGAAGAUAUGAUGAUAUAUAUUUUAACAUACCAACUUGGCAAAUCUGUUGAAAUUACACUUACCUCUGCACAGUUGUAUGUUACCUUCCCUAUUAAACUGGUAUUUAAAUAAUAUUUCAAAGAUAAGAAUUCGAUCAUGGGCUUUUUGAUGUAUGUAAUAAUUCGACAGCUCUUGUGCAGCUAAUUACACAGGGCGUACUCAGUGGGAUUUAUCAUUGCGUGUUUGUGAAUAUAAAACUUCAUGGUUAGGAAAAAGAGUCAUGAUACUUUCCACUCAGUAGAAAACAAAUAUCACGUCAAAACAGAUCAACUCUUCUUUGAUCUCUGGAAAGUUUUGAAUAACCUAUAUAAAAGAGUAAUACUAACGUUCCUCUAACUAGAGGAAGUCGUCAGGAUCAACUCUGAAAAAGUGGAACUUAUACAUCUAAAAAAGGAGCAUUCACCAAUUCCGUUUACCGUGAAUUACAAUUGGAUCAUCCUAUUUAUAUAAGUCACAAAUCAAAAACCUUUACUCUUUAUAACCCUUUUAUAUUUAUCACUGUUUUAAUCUAUUUUCAGUUUUAAUAUUCGUCUCUCUCGAUACAUAUAAAUUUCUUAUAGUAAUUAUCAUGACGGCACUUGCAUUAUUACAUAUUAUAUUCUCUCGUUUCUAUUGUCAUUAUCUGGACUAGCUUUACAGAACAUUCUUCCUAUUAUCCACUUUAUUCGCGUGAUUUAUUUUAUUACACUGACUGGAACUGUACACCCUACAACAAAUUUUCCUAUAUGGUUCUUCAGUAACCUUUGGAAUUUACAAAAUACAACUGUGAACGUAUUUUACCCGUAAAAUCUACAAAAGUCCACCACUUUAACAUAUCACAUUGUUUAAUAUACUUGCUUAUGUAUCCCACUGUAAUAAAAUAAUUAUGGAUUUAUAACUUAAGAUUCUGAUGAUGAGGCAAUUGGAAACAAUGGUUCACCCAAAUAUUCCUUAUUUUUGAAUAUUUUAUAGAGAUCGUCAAACAGUUAAAAAAACUGUUGUAACAUAUAACCAAUUUAUAUUUGCAUGGUUUAUCAAUCCAGAGAUUUGUGUGGACCAAUGUUAGACUACCAUUGGAAACCUGGAAACACGAGAUGACCGUUUCGUUCUAGUAUGCGACGCUUCAGCAACGCACAUCCACAAUCCCGCACGUGGGGCUCGAACCCAUGACCCUCGGUUUCGUGCGUGAACGCCUAACCUGUAGAACAUGUUGUAACUUGAAGCCCGGUUAAUUAUCACGCGAUUUAUUUGCCAAUCGAAAUGUGGCUUAUACAAUUAUAGUACUGAGUCAAACUAAUGAUUUCGACCAGUAUGAGCAGCCUAGCGUCCUUACACAUAAUAUUAGUUCAUUAAUAGUUCACAGAAGUUACCAGUUAUUUAAUAUUCACUAGGUUAUUGCAUAACAGUGAUACGGCAUCCAACGGUGUUAAUGUCUAAUUCCAACCAAUCCAGGAUACUGAGCGAUUGAUCAUCAUUGUCUUUAGUGUGUAACUCAAUUCAUUAAUUCGAUUCAUCUUUAUCAAGUAACAGUAAAUAGGAAUUGAGAUGUUAAACUGAAAUUACAUGUAUUCAACGUGUGAUAUUUCAUAUAAGCUGGUUAAAUCAAAUAAAUUAUUAAAGCAUCAUUAACAUUAUUUUACGGAUGUUUUAUAAACUUGUGUUUAUAUGCAUUACAUUUUGUCUAUUAAAAGUAAGAAACCUCAAAUGUUGAUAAAGGGUACUUAUGAUCUUGAUCAAUUAUAGACAUGCUAUGAAAGGUUAGACUCAUAGAAUGUAUAUUUUAUAAUGUUUUUAUUCUAUCGACUAAAAAUCUUUCGUUAUGCUUAACCAUUUUUGUGUUCGUCCCAGUUUUUCGAUUAUUAACAUUUUACAUUUCUUUUAUACACUAACAGAUGCCUGGAAUUGUAAUGGACAGAAAUACUGGAUCUACCAUUGGUACCACACCACAUGGCCGAUGGAUUGAUCAACAGCAAUAUCUUGUUGAAACAUAUCGUCAGAUUCGUACAAAUUUAGGUCAGUUAGAAGCUGAAAUAGAAGCUGCACGAUUAAGAGUCACUGAUUGGACACGAUUAAGACGACAUCCUAGUCGUAGUCGUAGUUUGAGUCAUGCUAGUGUUUCAACUACUGCAAGCAGUUUAUUAAGUUGUAGUACAUUUGAAAGUGGUGCAACCGAUGCUUCAUUUUUAAAUGUUACAACAGAUGGUACUACUGGUUCAUCAUGUCAUUCAUCAUGUUCAUCAACAUGUGGUAUUCAACUACCUUCAGAAAUGGCAGCUAAAUUAAGUGCAGCAACAUUAAUUUCAGCAUUUUUAGCUGCAAGUCAUGAUUUCACUCAAGAUAAAACUCAAGAUUCAACUAUUUCAGAUCAUUUAGAACAACCUAUUAGAGCUCGUACACCAGAUCAAUGUUCUUCGUCUAAUAGAUCACGUUCCAACAGAUCAAUCUCACCUUCAUCACGAUGA